AUGGCCUCAACAGCACCAGCACCCUUGGUCCCGCCGCGUCCCUCGAGGGCAUCAAAUAAUGACGCUGCCUCCGCAUCUGCCCCCGUGCCCGCCAUCCCGCCGCGGCCUUCCACGAAGCCACGUUCCACCCCUGAGGAGGGAGAGGCGGAGGGGGAGCAGCAGCAGCAAGAGCCAGAGCUCCACACCAUCUCACCAUCUACGGAAUUGCAUCAACCUGUGGCCAGAGUUCCGUACAGAACUCCAGUGAGGAAGAAUACUGGGAUCCCGCAGAUUGGGAAAAGAGUCCCAAUGUAUCCGAAUGCGGGAGAUGUGCAGGCCCCAACUCCAGCAGCUACGCCUGGGGGUGGGAGAAAGGCGCAUGUGUAUAAGGAGGAAUGGGAGAUGGAUGAGGGGGCAUACGGGAGCCAUGGAACGCCGAGGGUGAAUCCGCAUGCCCGAAGUGUGAGCGAUCUCAACCAAUCGGUUGCACAGGGAUUGUCAGCACCAGAAACCUCCACUCCGGUUCCUGACGAAGAAAUCGGUUAUCUAGCCAGCGAACACUAUGCACGCGUUAUCUCUCCGCCCGAAUCUGGGACCCCCGUGGUCGGUUUCUCCGACCAAGAUACUGCUUCGCUAGCUCGAGCAAUUGGAGGGGAUGCUUCUGAAGAUAAGGAUUCGGAGCUUGCGAUACAUCUGGAUCCCCCGACUUAUCACCACCAUCUGCAUAACCACCACCCCCACCGUAUCCCAAGCUCGAGACCGGGAACCAGGCCUAGUACUAGGCCUGCUUCUCCGACUAAGCACUAUCACGAUGAUGAAGAAGAUGCAAAUGAUACGGAAACUGAGAUUGAGAGGGAGCAAGAGUACCCCAUCUUGGCCGCUGAUGAAGUAUUGAAGAGAGCUGGUGGAGGCUAUAUGGCGCCAGCUAUUUCGCCGCCUCUUGCUGCAUGGAGACCCGAGUCUGCCGUUAAUUCAAGGCCGCACUCAAGGCCUCAAUCAACUCAUCCGGGUAUGGAUGAUGAUGAUGAUGAUGACGAGGAUGCAGAUGUCGAGCCAGUCAGGUUGUCCGGCCAUGGCUUCGAGUCGAAAGAAUCACUCGUUCGGGAGUCUUUAGAAUCCGGAGAACGUCCUGAACCAUUGUUCCCCGAGUCCGAUGACGAAGCCGAAGGAAAGGAAACACCAGGGGAGAUGAAAGUUCACGAAAAGCCAAAGCGACCUGGAAUGCCGGAGUCUAUAGGAUCUUCAGGUGGACACAGGUUCCCGAGUAAGGAUGUUUGGGAAGAGGCGCCAGAGUUCUCGCAGUUGGAAGCAACUGUCUCAUCUACCCCGCCUCCGAAAGAUACGGAGAUGACAGAUGAGGAAAGAGAAGCCGACAGGACUAUCCCAAAGAGGACCGAUGGAAAGCCGGAAACUGGUGUUAAAUUUAUUCACGGCCAGCCGAACGAGCAUUAUGUACCCGGUGAUGAGGUUGAGUUCGAGAGAAAACAGAAAGAUGCAUUAAAGAAGACAGUGGAAUACAGACAUCAUGUCAACCGCGAAGGACGAGACGAUGGCCUCGAGAAGCUCCUUAAGCGCGGAUCUAGCACUGAUGAUCCCGAUAAGCUAGGCGCCAGUUCCAACCGCGAGAAGGUCAAAAGGUUCCCUAGUAAUGAUAUCUGGGAGGAUGUGCCACCCAGCUUGGAGCUCAGUGCCGAACUCACAUACCUCCCUGAAGAAGAGUACUCUGCAACGGAGCCCAAAGAUCGCGCAACCACUAGCGGCACCACAAAGUUCGAAGACCCUAACACUUUAGAGGUUGAAAAACGUCCUACGACCGGUGCUCCUAUCGAGGCCAGCUCAAGACCAGAAAUUCCUGCCCGCCCAGCAGUUCCAUCCGCAAGACCGGCACCUAAGGUGCGAGGCGCUCCCCCCACACUUCCGGAUCGCCCACAAGCCUCGGACCAGCCUGUAACGGAGAAGAGGCUGCCGCCAGGUCUUCCUGAUCGCCCAAAACCAAAGGUCCCAUUGAACCGCCCGGUGCGUCCUGUUGGAAGCUUGGUCGCAAAAUCCCCAUCCGCGGAUGCAGUCCCCACACUCCCGAAAUCAAAACCAUCAGUACCUCCCCGUACAGGCGGCAAGAUUGCAGCCUUGAAGGCAGGUUUCCUUAGCGAUCUCGACAAUCGGUUGAAACUCGGCCCUAUGGCUCCGAAGAAAACGGAGGAAGAAGCCCCCGCGAGCCCAGAGAAAGAGAAGGAGAAAGAGGUUCUUGCAGAUGUGAGGAAGGGCCGUGCAAAAGGUCCAAGAGGGCGGAAGUUGCCCACUGCAACUACAACUGAGGCUGCUGCACCUAAGGAAGAGCAGAAGCCAGAAAUAAUGAGCGUGGGCGUCUGGAGCAUCUGGAGUGUGGGUGAUCAAGGAGACGUUGAGGUCCUCACAGACUCACCGCCCCCUGAGAAAAAGAAGGCGCAGGAAGACAAGAAGGAAAAGAAGGAGGACUCCUCUGUUCCCGCCGUGACAACAAGCACGCUUCCUGGUGUAACUGGUACCGGUGCUCAAACCGUCCCGUCAGUCUCGGACACGCAGGAGAAGGAUCUUGAAGUGCCAGCUACCACCGCAGCAGAAGAGAAAGAAGAAAAGGGUGCUCUACCAACCGUUAUUCCGGCUGAGGAACAUCCCGGAGAUGCGGCUCCGGCUACUGCUGACAAAAAGAGCGAUACUGAUGCGGUCGGGGAAGCCGAAAAGGGCAGAGUAGAUGAAGCGGCCGAGGUUGCGGUUGCGGGCGGGGAUGUGAGUAAUACGGAAGGAGACGCUAGGGUUGAGGUUUAA
This is a messenger RNA of Morchella importuna, 2784 nucleotides long. RefSeq lists its product as uncharacterized. The transcript is spliced from 2 exons. Lineage: Eukaryota; Fungi; Ascomycota; Pezizomycetes; Pezizales; Morchellaceae. The coding region runs from base 1 to 2784 and encodes 927 amino acids. The record is from RefSeq and is a predicted model, not a curated record.